Molecule: messenger RNA, 1110 nt
Organism: Drosophila elegans
Lineage: Eukaryota; Metazoa; Arthropoda; Insecta; Diptera; Drosophilidae
Exons: 2
Coding region: 215-820 (201 amino acids)
Biological process (GO): intracellular signal transduction; cell surface receptor protein tyrosine kinase signaling pathway
Source: RefSeq, a predicted model, not a curated record
CGAGCCGGGCUUGCUUCGGCUUCUGUUCAGUUUCAGUUUCGGGUUCUGAGUUUUGAGUUCUGGGUUCCGGUAGUGGUUCCAUGUCUAGUUCUGGUUACUCAGUAUUCAGUCCUCAGCGUAGCGCAAAAGAUGUGCGCCGGGAGUGGCGAUCCCAACGGUUCCUAUCCAUCCAAUCCAAGGUCGCGGGGAUAAGUCGCUGCGAUUGCUCGGCGCCAUGUGCUGCUGGUGUGCCUGUCCACGUGUCUACUGGACGGUUCUGCACAAUCUUCUGGUCCGCUUGCUGGACAAUCUGAUGGAGCUACGGUCACCCAUCUGUUGUAGCUUCUGUUUUGGCUAUCAUAGGCAGCAAAGUGCUGAAGAUAGUGACGUCGCGGUCGUCGAACGGGUUUCCAGCACCGAUGACGAUCCACAUCAGCAGCCCCACCGAGAUUACGUCAUUUUGGAGGAUACCGAUGCCAACUACAUGGAGAUCGAGGAGCGUCACGUAGAAAAGGAGCAAUACUACUUCACAGUGGAUCGUCCCACGGCGGAACGCAUGCUUUAUGGACGGGAGGAUGGCUCCUGCCUGGUUCGUCCCUUCAAGGCGGCCGACCAGUGCAUCCGCUAUAUAGUGAGCAUCUGGGCAGCAGAUCAGUUCUACCACCUGUUUGUGAGGCAAGUGGACAGGAGACAGCGCUAUGCCAUAGGUCAGCAGAAGUCCCGGGAACGCUGCUUUGGAUCCCCCUCCGAGAUUGUGGAAUUCUACUCGACGCACCCACUUCUCUGCACCAACAAAGUCCGGAGUCAGUGCGUCCAACUCCGACCCAUCAGUUACGCUUAGGCUACGGGGUAAAUCUUUAUUGCAUAAGAGAGGGGCAUAUGUACAAAUGGGGUUAGCUUAAGACGAUCCUCAGGUGGCCACCACCGCCUUGAAGGCGCACUGGUUGUUCUGCAUCAAGGCGGGCCAAAGAAAGGCUUUAAUAAGGUCCGAUCGCCGGUCUGCUUGUGGAUGCCGUUCGUGUUUCUCGGGCCGCAAAAAGCCUGCAUUGGAUAUCACAUAAAUUUAAGAUUGUAAAUCGAUUAAGCCAUAUUUAAAAAUACCCACCCAGAUUAAAGUCCAUGUCCAGGUAA